This is a messenger RNA of Eucalyptus grandis, 1132 nucleotides long. RefSeq lists its product as uncharacterized. NCBI's taxonomy places the organism in Eukaryota, Viridiplantae, Streptophyta, Magnoliopsida, Myrtales, Myrtaceae. Gene Ontology annotation, molecular function: ATP binding; metalloendopeptidase activity; ATP-dependent peptidase activity. Gene Ontology annotation, biological process: proteolysis. The record is from RefSeq and is a predicted model, not a curated record. Bases 57 to 1013 code for a protein of 318 amino acids. The transcript has 8 exons.
UUAUGCAGAUUCUGUGGCCAUUUUGCUGGCUGCGGGAGCUGAGCUGAGGAAAAUGCAUGCGUUGGCUGCGCCACGGCUCCGCCGGCGUCUCCGGCCACCGGCGGUGCGUCUCCGCGGCGGACCGCGGUCGACGCUCCGACCCUUCUGAACGACGCCGCCGAUCUCUCCUGCGGCUGGACCGGGAGCUCGGAAAGCGUAAUUACCGCAACGCCUUGACCAUCGCGAGGCAGCUGCAGGGUAAGCCCGGUGGUCUUGCCGGCUUCGGCUCCGCCAAGCAGGUUCCGAAAAGGGUAUGGUUGCCUGAUGAUUUGAAGCUGAAUGGGAUGGACUUGUCGUAUCUUAGUCCACUGGUGGACUCAAUUCUGGAUUCCAUACAGAGUUGCCUUGAUUUUGCUCGAACGGAAGACUCUGUGGCAGGAAGUGGAAGGCAAAGAGUAGUGCUUGAAGAAGGAAAUAAUCAGCCUCUCGCGGAAGAAGACAUCUUCAUGUGUACACAGCACGAAGCAGGUCAUUUCCUAGUUGCUUAUCUACUCGGGGUCCUCCCGAAAGAAUAUAAAGUGCUGAAGAGAGGGAAUUCGAGCCAGGAUCAAUUUGCUGGAGGGACUGUGAAGUUUGUGGGCUUUGAAUUUCUUAGAGAGGUUCCUGACUUGGAUACAUUAAAUGAAUCCAUUGGCAGCACAGAAUCAAGUUAUAGAGUUAAUAAGAGAUGCAUAUCCUCCAAGACUUUCAACAAUUUUUCCUGUGUCAUUCUGGGAGGCCUAGUGGCAGAGCUUCUUUCUUUUGGCUACUCUGAAGGAUUGCAUUCAGAUGUUGAUAAGCUGGAGAGAGUGAUGAGAUGGUUGGGCUUAACAGAAUCUGCAGUGAAACCUCAUGUUAAAUGGGCAUCUCUGAACACUGCCUUCAUCCUGCACCACCAUCACGAGACUCGGCUACAAUUAGCCAAGGCCAUGGGUUCAGGAAAAUCAAUAGGAUCCUGCAUCAAUAUCAUAGAGAACUCUCUACAUCAGAAAUGAAACCAGGUAACUCAUCCUUUUUCAUACCCCUGUACAAGUUUGAAAAGUGAUGAUGUUGAUGAUAAAAACGUUCGAUGGCCUCGCGACUACUAAGAAAAGAGAAGCGAUUCUUCUUGAAA